This is a messenger RNA of Astrephomene gubernaculifera, 2037 nucleotides long. Lineage: Eukaryota; Viridiplantae; Chlorophyta; Chlorophyceae; Chlamydomonadales; Astrephomenaceae. The record is from the annotation of a GenBank genome assembly.
GUGUUGUUAAGUUCUUGACAUAGGUUCUCAACCCCCACUACUGAACGUACUAGCGUCUGUGAGGACUAGUGAAGUUCCGAUCGGAGGCGACCGCGCGCCAGCUUACUGACUUGCACGCAAUGGUAGCCACAGGGACCGCGGCCUCAACGGCCCACGGAUUCGAUGUUGUAGCCUAUGUAGAGGCGCACUGGCCCGUGGCGCUGGUGGUACUUGUGAUGUUGGUACAGGUACUAAUUAUGGUACGCCGGAAACCUCUGAAGCCAUUCCUCGACCCGAAUGCAUUCAAGCCGUUGCCCCUUGCGGCGAAAAAGUACAUCACACACAACACCGUGCUUAUGCGGUUUACGCUGCCGGGUCCUAGCCAGCGUUUGGGCCUGCCCAUCGGCCAGCACAUCACGUUCCUUGCAAAGGGCGAUGAUGGCAAGGACAUCUACCGGCCCUACACCCCUGUCUCCGACGACGAACAGCUUGGCUGCGUGGAUUUUGUCAUCAAGCUGUACCCGCAAGGGAAGAUGUCGCAGGUGCUUGCCAACAUGCAAGUGGGCGACACCAUGCUCAUGAAGGGCCCUAAGGGCCGCUUCACCUACACCCCCAACAUGGUCAAGCACUUUGGCAUGUUGGCGGGCGGCACCGGCGUGACGCCCAUGUUCCAGGUGCUCAACGCCAUCUUGAAGAACCCCGAGGACCGCACGCGCGUCACCCUGCUGUACGGCAGCCUCACGCAGGAGGACAUCCUGCUGCGCCAGGAGCUGGACCAGCUUGCCGCCAUGUACGGCAACCGCCUCACGCUGCUGCACGUGCUCACCACGCCGCCUGCCUCGGGCGAGUGGCGCGGGGCCAGCGGCUUCAUUACGAAGGAGAUGAUCCAGAAGCACCUGCCGCCGCCGGGCCCGGGUGUCAUGGUGCUCCGCUGCGGCCCCACCCCCAUGUGCGCCGCCAUGAAGACCUACCUGGACGAGCUGGGGUAUGCGGAGGAGGCGCAGUUCCAGUUCUAAGCAGCUGCUGCGCAGGUGGUGCUUCGGAUUGGGAUCGAGACGUGGGACAUUGGGAGGGAACGGCGUUGUAGCUCUCGGUGAUUCUGAUUGCGUUUUGUGUUAAGAAAACUGGCCGCGAGUAAGAACGUACUGCACGUUGUGUGCGUGUUUUUGGGAUGUCGCUUGUGUGUUGUGGGGCCCAGGCAGCUAGGCAGCAGGGGGCCCCUUUUGGGGCAAACAAACAUCAAAUCGAGGGUUACCCUCUUUGGGGGCCUUUUCUGGGAGACGUUUCGCAGGCGUGCCAGGGCCCUCCUUGCUGGCGAGGGUGGUAAGGCUGCUGGUGACGGAUGUGGGGGUUGCAAAGGGGGUGUAAGGUCGCGUGCUGUGUGACAUUCAAACAGCUUUACGGUAUGUGUUUCAGUAAAAGGGCGGCGUGGUGCGCUCUUCUGUUGUCUAAGAUGACCCCCCUCCUCUGCUAUGUAAGUCGUAUUCCUUGGGUGGGUUGCACAGCACUUCAUACAGGGGAACUCCGUUGUUACGGAUACUGACUUGUUCUGUAGUAGCCACCAGGUCUUGGUCUGGUGUCCUGCUGUCAGGUGCCGCUCGUUCCCCAGUGCUUUGCCUGGGGCAAGCCUCAAAUUAAGGUAUAACGUGAGAGGCCUGAGAAGUUGGUUAUGAGGACGGCAUAAUGGUGGGAAAAGGACGGCAGUGGGUUCGUUUGUGGGUCCGGAUGCUGUUAUCGUGUAUCUAAUGGUGCUCUGGUAUGAUGGCAAAAUGUCGCUGCUGCUGUUAUAUGGGACUCUUUUUCCAGUGGGAGAUGAAAUGCUGGGGACUAUCGUAAUGCACAGGGUUUGCUAUUCUCUUGUGUAUUUACCGGUAUUGCCUUGAUCACGUAUCUCCCAACUCUUCAUGCCGUGCUCCAUGCUGUGAGCCGGGUAAGGGAUGCUUUGCUUCCGCUACCUGCCGUGUGGCUCAGAGUGAGGAGCUUGGUUCUCGACCGACUUGGAAGACCCGUGCAGCGUACGAUAUGUGGUACAAGGUGUAACGAGCCCCCAUACCUAGA